GAAUGUGGAUGUUUUGGAAUCUACAUUAUCUAGGUUUCCCCAUACAGGCAAACUGACGUCACUUUCACUUAAUCCUGCUGCAUCAAGAUGAAUACAGAUAGCGGUGGAUGUGCUCGUAAACGUGCUGCAAUGUCUGUCACACUAACAGCUGUGAAGAGAGCGCAAAGUUCUCCAAAUCUAUUGGCUUCAGGGCAGGAGUCGUAUUCACCUGACUCAGAUAUCUGGAGAUCUUACAAUGAUUGUAUCAAAGAUGCACUGAAUGGUGAUUCAAGUGGUUCCUCCCUUGCAGCAAAAGGCUUUAGAAGCGUCCGUCCAAAUUUACAAGAAAAGAAAUCACCAACUCAGACUCCAGUCACAGUUAAUGGGAAUGCAGGCAGCCCAUCCAGUCCAAUGAGUCACUUUCAGAGGCCAUUCUCUCCAACAUAUCCCUCUUCACCACCGCUAAACUCCAACAGCAUUGCCAUGCAACAGGGCAGAACAUUGGAUUCUGCAGACUCCUACUCCCAGCAGUAUCAGUCAGAAAUUGGCCGAAGUAGCAGCACCAUACCAAUCUGCAGGAUCUCUGAGGAGGAGAAGAAAGUCACAGUCAUUAAAGCUCCACACUAUGCUGGGAUUGGACCAAUUGAUGAGUCAGGAAUACCGACAGCAAUUCGAACGACAGUUGAUAGACCAAAAGACUGGUACAAGACCAUGUUCAAGCAGAUCCAUAUGGUCCACAAGCCAGACAAUGACAGUGAUUAUUCCAACACAAGCUAUGCAUAUAAUACAGAAAACUACAUUCCUGCCUAUUCCCAUCCUGCAGCAAAGACACAGACAUACCGUCCUCUCUCGAAAAGUAUCUCUGACAAUGGCACUGAUGUAUUGAGAGCGCCAUCCCCGCUGCCUCCACCCAUACCUGUGCCUCCUCCGGCUGUGCCCCUCCGCCCUCGGGAGCUGGCCUCUCCUGAGAAGAAUGAAUGGGAACCACCUGACAGAAAGGUUGACACGCGCAUGUUUCGAUCUGAACCCAGGAGCAUAUUUGAGUAUGAGCCUGGAAAGUCCUCCAUCCUUGAACAUGAAAGACCGACAUCCUUAUACCAAUCCUCUAUAGACAAAGGCAUGGAAAGACCUUCAAGCUCUGCAAGUGACUACAGGAAGAGACGGAAGUCUGAGCCCAGUGUAGGCCAUCAGAGAGCUCACAGUGACCAGAAUGCAAACAGACACAGCCUAAGCCGGACAGGGGUUCAAGGCACAAACACUCUGAGGAAACCAUUUAUUAACUCUUCACCUCCAUCUCCCUCACGAUCAAAAGGUGGGGAUAUUAGCAGAAUGUAUCCCCCCCUCUUCGCUUACUCUGUUCGCAAUGCAAACACCUCAAAAUCGCUAGAUUACUGUAGUGGCUACACUCACCAUUUAGCUGUGCCUGAUGACACAAAGCGCUCAAUCAGCUUUAAGAAUGGCUGGCAAAUGACACGGCAGAAUGCAGAGGUGUGGAGCAGCACAGAGGAAACAGCAUCACCAAAAAUAAAGUCUAGGAGUUGUGAUGACUUACUGACAGAAGAUCACAUCACUUUCUCUAAUACUCAGAUCAAAUCUGAAAGCAUGGGAUCUUUGUUAUGUGAUGAUAAGUCAAAGCAGAAUAGUCCCUUAGCUUGGGACAGUACGUUCUCUUCUGAAGGCUGUGCUAACAAAUCCAGGGUUCGCCACAGGUCUGCUCAUGACACCCCAGGUUUCCUAAAACUAUACAAGAAAAUGCACCGCAUAAACCGCAAAGACUUAAUGUCUUCUGAAGUCAUUUGCUCUGUUAAAUCUCGAAUAAUGCAGUAUGAGCAGGAACAGCAAAAAGGUAUAUUUGCCAGCUGGAAAACUCUAUCAGAAGAAGUGCCAAGAGAUAUGGUUCCUACCAGAAUAUCAGAAUUUGAACAACUUAUCCAGAAAUCCAAAUCUAUGCCAAACCUUGCAGAUGAGAUGCUGUCUGCAGUGAGCUUAGAUAUUUCCAACAGUAGUUCAUGUCCUAAACGUAGGUUUUCCAUUGAAUCUUUGCUGGAUGAAGACACUCCGAAUAGACAUAUACCUCAGGUACAGCACAACGGAAAGUCAAAGUCUUUGGUUCCUGUUCACAUUGAGGUGACAAGUGACCAGAUUCCACGGACACAUGCUGAAUUAUCAGACAGUGAUCCUGAUGCAGUUGUUUCAGACUUAAGUGACUUUAUACAGAUUGAAGGAUCGUCUUUUUGCAGUGAGAGUGAUUUUGACCACUAUUCCUUUACAUCCUCUGAGAGCUUCUAUGGGUCUGGCCAUCACCAUCACCACCACCAUCAUCAUCACCAUCACCACAGACACCUUAUCAGCUCUUGCAAAGGACGAUGCCCAGCUUCAUACACACGUUUCACCACCAUGUUAAAACACGAGAGGGCUAAGCAGGAGAAAAGUGAAUCCUCGGGAAAGCAGGAAACAGAUUCAAGCCUUUCCAAAAUUGCGUUUCUUGUUAGUCCAGUGCCUUUUCGUAGGAAAAAAACCUCUACACCCAAGAGGCAAUCUGAAAAGGGCCGAUGUAAAGCGUCUGUGUUUGAAGCUCUGGACUCUGCACUUCAGGAUAUCUGUGACCAAAUAAAAGCAGAGAAAAGACGUGGGAGCUUGCCUGAUAAUAGUAUUCUCCACCGACUUAUUAGUGAGCUUCUUCCAGAUGUUCCAGAAAGAAAUUCUUCUUUAAAAACAUUCCCAUUUAGUACUCCAAAUCCAUCAUACUGCCAACUGCCUCAAGAUGGUGCUAUUCAUUGCCCACCUUACCAGAAUGAUUGUGAAAGAUUGCCCAUCAGUGCCUCUUACCAGGAUGUGGAUGCAACCAACAACAACAACUCUCCAGAUAGCCCAUACUGUUUUCAAGACCAAGAAUCUCCCCGGAAUUAUUCCUCAGCUUUCACUGAUGUGAGCAGGAGUUCAGCAAGGAGGGGAGCGCAGGAAAAGGAGGCUGCAAGAGCUGUGUAUGAUUUCAAGGCUCAGACAGCAAAAGAGCUGUCUUUUAAGAAAGGAGACACUGUGUACAUCCUCAGGAAAAUAGACAAGAAUUGGUAUGAAGGGGAGCAUCAUGGACGAGUUGGAAUAUUUCCAAUUUCCUAUAUUGAGAAAAUAAGUCCAACCGAGAAAGCACAACCAGUGAGACCUCCACCACCAGCACAAAUACGAGAGAUUGGAGAAGCGAUUGCCAAAUAUAAUUUCACUGCUGACACAAAUGUGGAGCUAACACUGAAAAAGGGUGACAGAGUGAUGAUUCUGAAAAAGGUGGAUCAGAACUGGUAUGAGGGUAAAAUUCCAGGCACAAAUAGGCAGGGCAUCUUCCCGGUUUCCUAUGUGGAGAUUGUUAAGAAGAGUUCUUCUAAAAGCCCUGAGAACUAUGGGGAAAAACACUUACCCCAUAGUUACACAGCGGAGAGGAUUUUCAUGCUCUCCUGCAGCUCACCACAGCGCGCAGUGUUCAAUCAUGAGAACAUCCCAACUAUGGGAGAACUAUAUCAGUCCCUGUAUAACUAUACUCCACGUAAUGAAGAUGAGCUGGAGCUCAGAGAGGGGGAUGUGAUCGAUGUUAUGGAAAAGUGUGAUGAUGGAUGGUUUGUGGGCACCUCCAGAAGAACAAAGUUCUUUGGAACUUUCCCUGGAAACUAUGUGAAAAGGCUGUGAUGGUGUUACGCCUGUUGCCUCACUUGACACAUCUAUAAGACUUUGCUAGGAAGCACGCUUCUUGUUUCUGACCAGAACCAGUUCAUAUGUAAUCCUUGCUGCCACCCGCCAAUGUUUUCUAGCAGUAUUAGAGCCAGUCCGGCCCUGUUCUCUACACUACUGAUGAUAUUCUAGCACCAAUCAUUAUUAUUCACCAAAUUAUUAUAAUCAGGGCACCCACUGCCUCUGUAUGUGUGCUUUUUGAAGUUGGUUCACUCAAUUAGCAUUGCAGUGCAAUACAGUCCAGCUAAAGGAGGUAUUAACACAUUGGUGUGUUUGGUUACAUGAACAAUGUGAAUGAAAGAAACCUAAAAGAGGUUGAAGGAUAAAGUGUGAUGUCACAGUUAUCACUGGUACAAAGAUCAGCACUGGCCUUGUCUCUCUAGAUAUCGGAAACGUGACAUGUUUCCUGUGAGAGGCAGGUGUACACAGUCAAAGAAUCCCAGUUAAAAUGAUGGAAAUGCUAUUAUGAAAAUGGUCCUCUGGAAUAAAACGACAUUUUUCCUAAACUGGGAGCAAACAGUUGUUGAUGAUAAAUAAGAUUUCAUUACAAAAUAAAUCUUUUCCAAAACAGAAUAAAAGUAAAUA
Molecule: messenger RNA, 4284 nt
Organism: Nanorana parkeri
Lineage: Eukaryota; Metazoa; Chordata; Amphibia; Anura; Dicroglossidae
Gene: SORBS2
Product: sorbin and SH3 domain containing 2
Exons: 25
Coding region: 88-3657 (1189 amino acids)
Biological process (GO): Notch signaling pathway
Cellular component (GO): dendrite; neuronal cell body; synapse
Molecular function (GO): protein binding
Source: RefSeq, a predicted model, not a curated record